Molecule: messenger RNA, 2458 nt
Organism: Rhodamnia argentea
Lineage: Eukaryota; Viridiplantae; Streptophyta; Magnoliopsida; Myrtales; Myrtaceae
Product: NAC domain-containing protein 86
Exons: 7
Coding region: 221-2245 (674 amino acids)
Biological process (GO): regulation of DNA-templated transcription
Molecular function (GO): DNA binding
Source: RefSeq, a predicted model, not a curated record
UCUCUCUCUCUCUCUUCCUGGAUCAUCUCCUCUUGACCAAGAGGCUGUGCAGUACAAUUGUUAAUCACAUACACAAUUAGCAUUAACCGGUCUCUCCACUUUUUUGUUUGGUACGAGGCUGGGUCAUUGUUUGUCUUCUUCUUCCAUAGAUUUUACAUAGGGGAGAUUGAUCAUUCAGAGAGAAGAACGUUCAAAGGAUCAAGGGGAGAAGCAGAGAGAGAUGGCUCCUGUUUCAUUGCCUCCCGGCUUCCGGUUCCACCCCACGGACGAAGAGCUCGUGGCCUACUAUCUGAAAAGGAAAAUAAAUGGCCGCAAGAUCGAGCUAGAGGUCAUCCCGGAGGUCGACCUCUACAAGUGUGAACCUUGGGACUUACCAGGUAAAUCUUUGCUACCUAGCAAGGAUCUCGAGUGGUACUUCUUCAGCCCUCGAGACCGCAAGUACCCGAACGGGUCAAGGACCAAUCGUGCAACCAAAGCGGGAUACUGGAAGGCUACAGGAAAGGAUCGGAAAGUGAAUUCUCAGAACCGUGCGGUGGGCAUGAAGAAGACAUUGGUCUAUUAUCGGGGAAGAGCUCCACAUGGCGCUCGGACCGGUUGGGUCAUGCAUGAGUAUCGCCUUGACGAGAGGGAAUGCGAAAAUGCUUCUGGUAUACAGGAUGCGUAUGCGCUAUGUCGAGUUUUCAAGAAGAGUACGACGUGCAUGAAAAUCGGAGAGCGUUGCAGCACAAUGAAUUCGACUAUGAGCCAAAGAUCAGACGACCUGUAUUUGGAGAGCAGAUGUGAUGACAUGGAAAGCACGGAUAAUUACUCAGUUUCGUUGAAUACAUACUCACCGAGCAUCAUGAACGAGCCAUCAACUUUUGAUGAGUAUCCACCACAUGAAGUCAAGUGGGUUCAGCCUUUGCAUGAAGAUCCGUUUCAGUUUCCUACUCCAUCUUUCUCAAACCGUGGUACCCUAUCAUAUCCUCCAUCUCAGGUUGAUAUAGCUCUAGAAUGUGCUAGGUUGCAGCAUCGGCUUUUGCCUCCGUCACUGGGAAUGGAAAGCCUCGUUCAAGAUGGAUUCGUUCACUCCCAAAUCCCGCAAUCGUCUCAGACGCAAGAAAGCGCAACUAAGUGUGAUAUUUUGCAAGAAAUUCUCUCUGUCGCGCAGGCAUCUCAGGAUCUGAUACAACAGUCCGCCCCUUUAUUUUCUUGGGAUGCAAAUUACACUCCUAUGGAAGAUUUCAACUUCGGCACUGGGAAAGAGACCGCUUAUUGUCACCUAAUUAGUGACAUUCCUUUCACGAGAUACAACAACAAACCGUGCAGCGAUCUGAAUGUUCGAAAUGUGGAGAUUGGAGAUUGGAUGGAGGACUUCAAAAUGGAUCAGGGAACGUCGGAGAACUUGAGAUGGGUGGGAAUGUCAAACAAAGAUAUGGAGAAGACUUUUGGAGAAGAAAACAAAGUAAUUCCUGUCGAAAACAUUUCAAACUUUCAGAGACAUGGAGAGGAAGAAGCUCAAGGAGAAAUGCUGCCCAGUAGCAGCUACAAGGAACUACUUGAAGAUGAAGAGACGGGGGAUUUCCCGCUCGACUUCAUCAAUGAGGACCGGAGUGGAGACUUCCUGGACGACGGCCAUGUCGACGAUUACUCAAACUCUCUGAGCUUUGAGAUCGUCGAGGAAGUAAAAGUAAAUCACGGGAUGUUCGUCACAACUCGACAGGCAGCAGAGACGAUCUUCCACCAAAUGGUGCCAUCACAAGUGGUCAAGGUUCAAAGUCUCAACCAAGGGAUGAUACUAAAUGACUUGCCCUUCACUAGCUCCUAUCCAAAACGGAGGUACGAACUCGUCCGAGAUUCUAAUGUGAGAAAAUUCAAGUCCUUCGCGCGGGGAAAGUUUGUUGGCAUGAAGAAUUCCAUCAUUCCGAGCAUGAAAUUUGGAAGCUCGAUCGUCUGUAUGUUUGCACUAUUCUUGGUACAUCUCAUUUAUCUUGGGGAGGAUGUGGAGUAUGAAAUAUUCAUAGAUGACAGCAUCGCAGCAACAACCGAUGCAGAGAAUAUCGAAGAGUGCAACUUCAACAUGAAGAGAAUAAGGAAAACAGCAAGCAUCAAAUGGAACGACGAGUCUGAGAAUUCUACAUCCAUCACCAUUGAUGGAGGUGGAAGUACCAGGUUGCACUGGAAGAAGACAGUGUUCUGCCUCACAAUUGCUUUGGUUCUUUCUUGCGUUUGGGCUAACCGAAACAUACUCACUCUUGAAUACUGAUAAUGUCUGUUCUUCUACUGUUCUUUUUUCUUGGAAUUUUAUUGGUGUCAAGUCAACUAAUUGGGAUUAGGCUUAAAUUAACCUUGGGUUUACUUAGGGGUCAAAUGCAUUUGUUCUUUCAUUUACAAUCAAACACAUGUUGAAGAUGAUACAGCUUGUAACCCAGUCAUAUACAUUUUACAUUAGUGAAUUCUCAUUUUACUUUUCUUUCAA